Messenger RNA from Malassezia pachydermatis, 1629 nucleotides. Its product is annotated as iron hydrogenase. Gene Ontology annotation, biological process: iron-sulfur cluster assembly. Gene Ontology annotation, cellular component: cytosolic [4Fe-4S] assembly targeting complex. Gene Ontology annotation, molecular function: 4 iron, 4 sulfur cluster binding. Lineage: Eukaryota; Fungi; Basidiomycota; Malasseziomycetes; Malasseziales; Malasseziaceae. The transcript has 2 exons. Bases 1 to 1629 code for a protein of 542 amino acids. The record is from RefSeq and is a predicted model, not a curated record.
AUGGCGUUGUCAGGGGCGUUGACUCUCACCGACCUGAACGACUAUCUGGGCCCGUCACAAGUGUGCAUCAAGCCUGUGGAUGCGCCACCCAACGAUGAGGCGCAUGCCAACACGAACAUUUCCAUUGAAGAGGGCGUGUACGUGGAAACGCCAGCCAAUGCGCCUCGUGCACGUACGAAGCUAGAGACUGCACAAAUCUCGCUCAACGACUGUCUGGCUUGUAGUGGGUGUGUGACCAGUGCCGAGACGGUGCUGAUCGGUUUGCAAAGCGUCGAUGAAGUCCAGACGGAAUUGGAACGCAAGGGAGAGCGUGUAUUUGUCAUGACCAUCAGCACACAGACUCUCGCGUCGCUGGAAGCGGCAUUCGGCCUACCCCUUUCGGACCUGUUCCCACGUAUAGAAGGGGCCUUGACACAGAUGGGCUUUGACGUGGUGCAAGACACUACGUUGGCACGACACAUGGCCCUUCGUGCGCACGUACGCGAGUUUUGUGCGCGUCGCGAUGCACGACAGCGUGGCGAUAAAAAGGCACCGACGCUUCCAAUGCUAGCGAGUGCAUGCCCUGGCUGGGUGUGUUACGCGGAGAAGGCACACAGCGAACUCCUGCCGUACGUCGCGACGACCAAGUCGCCACAGCAAAUGGCCGGCCUUCUAGCCAAACGUAUUUGGGGGCCCGAGAAGCUCGGCAUCGGCACGACGACAGGCUGCAUUACGACGAACCAUUCGAACGUGUACCAUGUAGCGGUGAUGCCCUGCUACGAUAAGAAACUGGAGGCAUCUCGCGCUGCUAUGACCGAUGCGGCGGGCGUGAAAGACGUCGACUGUGUACUAACCACAGGCGAGUUGCAUGACCUCCUUGUGCGGCAUGCAUUCCAGCCGGACCAAGCCGUGGCGACACGGCAAUCCAUGCCCGAGCCUGAGCCUGGCUCCAGUAGCGGUGGCUACCUGUUCGCCAUCUUGCUGCAGGUAUACCAAGAAUGGCGCACAGCGCAUCCUACGGACGAAACGCCGACAAUCGAUGUGCGAACGAUUCGGUCGUCGGACUAUACAGAGUACGUGAUGCGGGCGCCUGAUGGUACGACUCUGUUCAAAGGCGCGACAUGCUACGGCUUCCGCAAUCUGCAAAAUUUGGUCCGCAAGCUGCAGCGCGAGACAGGUGCCAAGGGGCAGCGUGGACGUGGCAUGGCGAUCCGGCGUGCCGCGGCGCAAGAACCUGCGUACGACUACAUUGAAGUGAUGGCAUGCCCAAGCGGCUGCGUCAAUGGCGGCGGACAAAUGCGCCCGCCCGAGGCUUGGAUCGAGAUGCAGCAGCAAGCGCAGGAUGCGAAUGUGGCGCACAACGAGGAGGAGAAGGCAUGGCCGGCGCCGCCGCCAGGCUGGCAAGGCACUGAUCGGCGGUGGGUCCAUGUCAUUGAGCAGACGUACUGGGGUACGACCGAGCGCGUGUCCAGCACGCCAACACAGACACAGAAACUGCUAGCGCAGGCGAUCGACGGCCCAUUGCAGGGAUGGCUGCAGACGUGGGACGCUCAUGCCGCCUCCAUGGAGACGCACAUUCCCAUGGCCGACGUUCAUACCAGCUACCAAGGUGUUGAAGCGCCUACAAAUGGCCUGGCUGUGCAAUGGUAA